AUGGCACACGGACCACUGAGUGAAAGAGAAAUACGUCUUAUGCGAAGGGAAAGAGUAAGAGAUAUACAGCUCAAGGAAGAUGAACAAUUAAGAGAGAAUGAACGCAUUCAACGCGAGUUAAUGAGAAUUCAAGAGGAUCGUCGUCAGUUAGAAUUGGAUACAGUUGGAUCUAAGCAUGAUUUAGAGGAGUUUGAAAGGAAUAGUGAAUUGUCGGAUUUGAAUACUAUUGACGAAUUUUUACAUGAAAGUACUUCAAAGGAUAUACAAGAUAUGGCUCAAAUCGCGGAAGUCGAUAGGUCAGAAACUAAAAGGAAAGAGUUAUCAUUGUCAAGUAGUCAUAGUUUAAAAUUCCUUGAUGAACACAUGAAAAGGUUGGACUUGACUUUGAAAGAGUUAAAACGGGACACUGGUGACACAUGUGUUGAUGAAAUGGAGCAAUUUAUUACAACUAAGAGUAAAUUUAACAGAUUUGGAUAUUCAAUAACGGAUAAUGGAAAUGAAGGCGGAAUUAGGGACAAUUCCUAUUCAAACAGAGGAGGUAGAAUAAGUGAAGGGAAUAAAAUGCAUAGUACUGUUGUUAAUAGUGAUGGCAAGCAAAUUACUGGAAUGAAAAGUGAAAGAAUUAAAGAGGCAGACCUACUAAGAUUAAAAGCAGAUAGAGAUGAUAUAAUGAGUGAAUCAAGUCGCUAUGAAAGAGAAAGUGUAAAGAUGAGAAAGUUACAGCUUGAGGAAGAAAAGAAAAGACAGAUGAUAUUACAGAGAGACAGAAAGUUACAGUAUGAAUUAGACAUGAAGAGAAAGGCUGAAAUAGAACUACAGGAAAGAAUAAAAUUUCUUGAAGAUCAGGAGUUGGAGCUAAAUAGACAGAGAAAUGAAAAUGAUAGGAUAGAGAAAGAAAUGGUUAAGCGUAUGCGUGAAGAACAAGCGAUGAAACAGAAACUUGAUUUGUUAAGAGAGAAAGAGAGAAUCCUAAGAGAUCGAAUGACUGAAACGAGAGAAGAUGAUGCCACAAAAACUUCGAAGGAAUAUCCGUUUUUUAAAUUAGGCCUACCCAAGAUUCCGAAUUUUGAUGGAAGUCACUUCGAGCAAUGGAAAGUGGAAGUGAACUGCUUACAAGAAACAGGAAUAUAUCCCGAAUACGCUAUGGUGCAGGCCGUUAGGAAUUCUCUUAAAGGAGAUACAAGGCAGAUACUUUUGACUUUGAAACCUUCUGCUGACACCAAAGAGAUUGUUCAGAAACUUGGACAGAUUUAUGGUAAUGUGAAGACGAGCGAUAGAAUUGCCCAAGACUUUUACUCGGCCACACAGAAGGAAAAUGAACAUUGUUCGGCAUGGGCCGUAAGAGUAGAAACCUUAUUUCAACGUGCAGUAGAUGAGGGGGAAAUGGAUGAUAGGAAACGGGACACGAAGUUGAAAGAGAGAUUUUGGAGAGGUCUCAAAUCGGAAAAGCUUAAGUCAGCGAGUCGAGUUUCUUAUGAGUCUUUAGAUAGUUUUGAAACCUUACGAAGAAAAGUUAGAAUGGAAGAGGAGGAAUGUAAAGUUGGAAUAGAGACCAAAGUUGCAGUGUCAUCACAACAACAAGCAGAUGUGUUAAAAGAGUUGUUAGAAAGAAUGAAGUCGUUAGAAACAGAAAUGAGUAGAAUAAAAGAGGAAAAGCGCACAGUCAGUAGUAGAUAUGAUAGUGGUGGAUUUAGGAGAGAAAGACGACCAUAUAGAGGUAGUUUUAGUAACCGGCGUGGUGGAAACUUUGAUUAUCGUCGAAGAGAGAUUUCAACGAACAACACCACAACCCCAAAAGAGACUUUAAACACGGAAACGCUUCCAUCGCAGGGCUUGGUGGAAGCGAAGAAAAAGUAG
Ruditapes philippinarum (Manila clam) is the source of this 1857-nucleotide messenger RNA. Its product is annotated as trichohyalin-like. Bases 1 to 1857 code for a protein of 618 amino acids. The transcript has a single exon. The record is from RefSeq and is a predicted model, not a curated record. Lineage: Eukaryota; Metazoa; Mollusca; Bivalvia; Venerida; Veneridae.